GGCUGUCGCGUGGUGCUGUUCGCUGAGGGAAGAAUCAGGCCGAGAGCUUCACAGCAGGAUUUAUUUAUUUUUUUAAACCAAAUUUUACGUGUUUUACUGAGUGUCCGCUAUCGUGUGGCUCAGAGUAAAGUCGAGUGGAGCGGAGAGGAGCAGGAGUGAAGGAAGAGACACAGAAAACAGGCACUUUUUGUGGUUUAAGUUGAAGAGCACGUUGAAGUUGUGGGAUUGAGAGACGGAGACAUGGCCACUCAGGUGGAGACGCUCCUGCACACCUCCAACAGCACCCCGCUCACCCCGGACCUCACCCCGGAGCCCGGCUCCAAGCAGGCCGAGGACGACACCGUGGAGGACAAGAAGGAGCUCCGAGAGGCGCCUCCGCCCAAAGUCAACCCCUGGACCAAGAAGCCCAACUCGGUCACUGUGAACGGACAGACGGCGCCCGAACAAACUGGACCAGCGAAAGUUGUGAGAGCAGGAAACCCUCGAACCAGGAGAGGAGGAAAGGUUGGAGAUUUUGGAGAUGCAACCAACUGGCCGACACCCGGAGAAAUUGCCACCAAGGAAGUGCAGGGGUGUAAGAAAGCGACAGUGAAAAGGGAGUCUAAAGAGAAGAGGGACAGUGAGGAGACUAAAGAGAACCAGAAGACCAAAUCAGAUGAUUCAGGAGAGGAGAAGAACAGAGAGGAAGAUGCGCACAAGAACAGCGCUCACAGGAGGAAAGGAAAUAAACAUAAGUGGGUUCCUCUGAUGAUUGAGGUGAAGUCUGAGGGACCACGAGAGCGCUCGGCCUCCAGGAACAAUGCACGCCAAGGCGAAACUCCCAGAAUGCACCCCAACAACAGGAAUGACCUCAGAGACUGGCACAGUGGGAAGUACGAGCGCGAUCAGUUCAGAGACGAUCAUGACGAGGUUUCAAGUGUGAAGAGUGAGGGAGCACCGUUUAGAGGAGGGUUCAGAGGACGAGGAAGAGGACGGGGACGAGGAAGGGGACGAGGACGGGGAGGACGAGGUCACUAUGACCAUCAGUACAACUACAAGUAUGAGGGGAAAGAUGGUGUGUAUGACCCCAAAUACACACAGUCUGUGACCUAUUAUUAUGACAGCAUGAGUAGCACUGAGAUGUACAGUGUGGACCAGGACCUGCUCAAGGAGUACAUCAAGAGACAGAUUGAGUACUACUUCAGCAUGGAGAAUCUGGAGCGUGACUUUUUUCUCCGGAGAAAAAUGGAUGAGAGCGGCUUCCUGCCUGUAGCUCUGAUUGCGAGCUUCCACCGUGUUCAAGCUCUCACCACUGACAUCCACCUCAUCACAGAGGCUCUAAAGGACAGUAAGGUGGUGGAGAUUAUUGAUAUGAAGAUUCGAUGUAGAGAGGAACCAGAGAAAUGGCCUCUUCCUGGUUUAACUCUUCUUGAACACGUGCACACAGACUUCUCACAACUCAUACACUGUCCUGAGUUUGUCCCCCGACACACGGCCGAUACACCUCACACAGGUUCUCCUCGUGUGCCGUCUACAGCCGAGCAGAAGCUGGACGAGGUGUGUAACCUGAAGACCAUGCCCAAGGGUUUAUCAGCAAGUCUCCCUGACCUCGACUCAGAGUGUUGGAUCGAAGUGAAGAAAAGGCCACGCCCCUCUCCGGCCAGACCAAAGAAGCUAGAGGACCAUCGGAGUGCCCUUUCUACAGGGGAUCAGGAUGAGCCAGAGGAAUUGGACUUCUUGUUUGAUGAGGAGAUGGAGGCGAUGGAUGGCCGGCGUAACACCUUCACUGAGUGGACAGACGACGAGUCAGAUGGAGAAAUUGAUGACCAUGAUGUCAACAAGAUUCUGAUUGUGACUCAGACGCCGCCGUAUCUGCGUAAACAUCCCGGGGGCGACCGGACCGGCAACCAUGUCUCCCGCUCCAAACUCACCAACGAGCUUGUUAAGGUCAUUAAUGAUGGGCUGUUCUACUACGAACAGGACUUAUGGCAAGACACGUACGAGCCAGAGUACGCCACCAUCAAGCAGGAGGUGGAGAACUUUAAGAAGGUUCACCUAAUCAGCCGUGAGCAAUUUGACUGUUUGACCCCCGAACCUCCCAUCGACCCCAACCAGGAAGUGCCCCCCUGCCCACCGCGGCCACAACACAUUCCUACAGAUGAUCUGGCGAAUAAACUCUUCGGCGCUCCGGAACGCUCCAUGAUUGCGCGCUCUUUGCCCACUGCUGUGCCUGACUCUCCGGGAUACAGAGCACCACACACACCUCACACACCCCGUACACCCCGCUGCAAGCACAACACACACACGCCUCGCUUCUAUCCUGUCAUCAAAGACGGACGGCCUGUGGAUGCCAAGACGCCACGUAAAAGGAAGACGCGUCAUAGCUCAAACCCACCAAUGGAGUGUCACGUUGGCUGGGUGAUGGACUCACGAGAACAUCGGUCACGUACUGCGUCUGUCAGCUCUAAUGCAAGUCCCUCUGAAGGCUCAGCAGCGCUGGGGAACAUCGGCUGUACUCCUCAGUCUCUUCCCAAAUUCCAGCAUCCAUCACAUGAGCUUCUAAAGGAGAAUGGCUUCACACAGCACGUCUACCACAAAUACAGGCGACGCUGUCUCAAUGAGCGUAAACGUUUGGGGAUUGGUCAGUCUCAGGAGAUGAACACACUCUUCCGUUUCUGGUCCUUCUUCCUGCGUGAUCACUUUAACAGGAAAAUGUACGAGGAGUUCAGACAGCUGGGAGUCGAGGACGGCAAGGAGGGUUACAGGUACGGCUUGGAGUGUCUGUUCCGGUAUUACAGCUACGGUUUGGAGAGAAAGUUCAGACCUGAAAUCUUCAAAGACUUUCAGGACGAAACUAUAAGAGAUUAUGAAGCAGGUCAGCUGUAUGGUCUGGAGAAAUUCUGGGCUUUUCUUAAAUACUCUAAAGCUAAGACUCUGGAGAUCGACUCCAAGCUGCAGGAUUAUUUGCGCAGCUUCAAACGGCUGGAGGACUUUAGAGUGGAUCCUCCUAUAGAUGAAAGUCGUAAGCGUCACUUCUCCAGCGACGGUCGCCGUCGUCACCCGUCUCAGUCGUCUGCUCGUCACACCCACACCACUGACCACGCCCCGGAGCCUAAGCUUGGCCCCGCCCCCACCACAGAUGGUGGUCAUUGAUCAACUGAGUGAAAUCAACACUGCAAUCUUCAGAGACCUACACAUUACCCAUAAUCCUCUGGGGUUCAGUCGCUCUUGCAUGAGUCACACACAGACCGAGCGCCAGUGUGGAGGGCAAAUUGAGCGCUUCCCUUCAAAUCAGGGGUUUUUUCCUCUCUUCCCGACACCCUGGAGACUGCUGAAGGGAAACCGGCCCAAUCUUCACUUUUAUUCUUAUAAUUUCUAUAUUUUUAUUUGGACAUCAUACUCGGCGUGAUCAUCGAUCUUUCCCGUGUGAGAUACGGGUGAUGAGUUUUUUUUUUGUUUGUUUUUUUUUUAAAAUAAAUGUGCUGUUUUGGGACUCGGUUCACUGAUCAAUAAAGAGGGAGGAGGACAAAGUUAGAGCCCAAAACCCUCAGAACGUUUCUCAUCGCUCUUUUUCCACAGUUGCCUUAUUUUGCUGAGUUUCUGCUUAUUGAACGCUAAACCCCUUAAACGCCCCUUUCCCUGACUCAACACACACACACACACACACACACACACACACACGUGUUGUGAGUGGGAGCUUCACCUCGUCUCCGUGUCUUCCAUGUGCUUUGUUCUGGACCGUAAUUGUGCGUUUGCUGUGUGUUUGUGUCUGUUCACACCCAGCAUUUGUACUUCAUCACAAUUACUUGAAGAAAAGAGGAGAGGAACAGGUGAGAACAUGCUGCAGGUGCUCCAAGACUUUAACACACACACACACAGCUCCAGAGAUCAUCUCGAUAGAUAAGUCCGAAGCUGCGGCUCCUUUUUGCUGACAUGGCUGAUAUAGAGGUGGAGAAAUGAACUGAACGUCGCUCUCCUGCCCCCUAACCUGGCAUCGUCCCAGUAAUUCACACAGAUUACCCUAAGGGAUGGACUGAGGGGGCUUGGACUCACCUGAUAUUAGUACACACCCGUAUUCUGAUUCAUUAAAGAUUAUAUAUUCUCCUUGUAUGUGUACAAUAUUUUUAGUUUUUCUGUCCCUGGUUAUUUUAACACACUUUAAUUUUGCUGCAUUGUAGCUAUGCUAAAGAUUCACUGCUACAGGAGUAAAAAUAGGAACAUUAUAAAUAAAUAAAGAGGAAAUAAACUGCAGCUCUGCUCACAUCUGCAUAUUAAAUUCUUAACCCCAUAGUUAAUUGGUUUAUUGCUCAUUUUUGAGUGAAAUGCAUCAUCGUGAAUGAAGUUUAUAUUUUCCUCUUCUGUUAUAAAUUAGUUCUUGGACUGGUGAAUAAGGGGAAAAUAUCUGUUGUAAUCUCCAGCAGUGGGUGAAAUUUGUGUUAAGGGAUAAAUAGUGAUCUGGUUAUGAACAGCAUUAUUCCAGAAAGCCAUAGGUAUUUAAAAGAAACUGCUGUGUUUAAUUGUUAAUAGUUUAUCACCAUUCUGCUCGUGGAUCUGAAGAGGAAAAAGAACAAAAAUAAACAUGUAAAAUACUUGAUACUUGACGUGUAUAAUAACGUGACUAUUCUCGAGCUCUGCUUUGUAGGCUGACGUGAUUGGCUCUUAGUGUUAUUUGUAAUUUGUAGUAAUUUUGCUUUUCCUAAAUGAAUAAAAAAAAAAAAAAACAUAAAAUUGAUAAAAACCCCUUAA
Tachysurus vachellii is the source of this 4725-nucleotide messenger RNA. RefSeq names its product La ribonucleoprotein 1, translational regulator (gene larp1). The record is from RefSeq and is a predicted model, not a curated record. Bases 241 to 3132 code for a protein of 963 amino acids. Gene Ontology annotation, molecular function: RNA cap binding. Gene Ontology annotation, cellular component: cytoplasmic stress granule; cytosol. Gene Ontology annotation, biological process: positive regulation of translation; mRNA stabilization. Lineage: Eukaryota; Metazoa; Chordata; Actinopteri; Siluriformes; Bagridae. The transcript has 19 exons.